This is a messenger RNA of Trypanosoma conorhini, 384 nucleotides long. Its product is annotated as putative ARF-like 2-binding protein. Lineage: Eukaryota; Euglenozoa; Kinetoplastea; Trypanosomatida; Trypanosomatidae. Bases 1 to 384 code for a protein of 127 amino acids. The record is from RefSeq and is a predicted model, not a curated record. The transcript has a single exon.
AUGGACACCGAGGACGGCGAGUUCACGGUGUGUGGUGCCGGUGGCACCACUGAAGACGCCAAGUUUGACGACCUUGUGGGCGUCAUCGAGGACUUUAUGGCGAACUUCGACACGGAGGCCGUUUUCCGCCGGCUGCCGCCCUUUGCUUCCGUAUCGAGUGACCACGAAAGGUAUGGGCUGCACAAGGAACUGAUUGCGCAAAAGGAAGCGGAGUUAGACGCCUACGUGUUGGAGCAUUGCGAGUCUAUUGCGUCUGUGGAGGACGCGACAAGUUUACUUUCCAGCCGAAGCAAAGAGAUCGCAGACGAGGUGUGGGACUUCAUCACGGAGGGCUGCUUCGACUACACGACCUUUGCAGAGCUGUGGAAACAGCACAGCGGAUGA